GCUAACUAAAAUCCAGGAUAAACAGAGUAAGAAUCAUUGCAAUAUUUUUUUUUUUAAAUAGUUCAUGAUUUUUUCUUGUGCAAAGUAUCCAGUUAAUAAUAUAUUUAAACAAUCCUUUUCGAAGAAUUUCAAAUAUCUUUACAAGCCACCCGUCAGCUAUUCUCAUUCUCCCUUUUAUAAUCCAAUUAACAAAAUAAUCAUGUUUAGACCUUUAGUCACUAUUUCUGAUUCAAUUAUCGAAUCAUUAAAUAAACACGAAGUCUUCCCCGAUGUUUUGCCUGAAUUCAAACCAAAGGGAUUGUUAACAAUUUCUUAUGGUAAAGAUAAGGAUGUUGCGUUGGGCAAUACAUUUUCUCCUGACGAAACCCAAAGUGUACCAAGAAUAGCAUUUACAUUAAAUCAACCAGAUUCAUCGACUACUUCGGCCUCGUCAAAUAAGAAUUCUGAAGGCAACCUAGACUCUUCUUAUAUUAAUAUCACUUCGUCGGAUUUAUUUACUUUGGUUGUAACUGAUCCAGAUGCACCAUCUAGAACAGAUAAAAAAUGGUCUGAAUAUUGUCACUAUAUCGCUUCGAAUUUGGUUUUGAAAGAUACGACUCCAGGUUCUGCCUCGACUGACCAAUUCCUAAGUGCUGAAUUGCCAUUGGAAUCAUCUUCCAACGUUACAUUAAUUCCUUACAUGGGCCCUGGUCCUCCCCCUAAAACCGGCAAGCAUCGUUAUGUUUUUAUUUUAUUUAAACAAAAUCAUUCACUUGAACCAAAGGCUCCCAGUGAUAGACCAAAUUGGGGUACAGGAAAACCUGCAACUGGUGUUUACGACUGGGCAACUAAAUAUGGUUUAGAACCAUAUGCUGUCAACUUUUUUUAUGCUCAAAAUAGUACUCAAUAAAUCUAUGAGAUUUUUUAUAUGUUUUUUUAUUGAGGUUUUUUAUUGAGGUUUUUUGUUUUUUU
Ascoidea rubescens DSM 1968 is the source of this 951-nucleotide messenger RNA. Its product is annotated as YbhB/YbcL family Raf kinase inhibitor-like protein. Gene Ontology annotation, molecular function: phospholipid binding; peptidase inhibitor activity. The transcript has a single exon. The record is from RefSeq and is a predicted model, not a curated record. Lineage: Eukaryota; Fungi; Ascomycota; Saccharomycetes; Ascoideales; Ascoideaceae. Bases 200 to 889 code for a protein of 229 amino acids. Gene Ontology annotation, biological process: regulation of Ras protein signal transduction; regulation of proteolysis.